Molecule: messenger RNA, 2927 nt
Organism: Vitrella brassicaformis
Lineage: Eukaryota; Vitrellaceae
Source: the annotation of a GenBank genome assembly
CGGGUGUUUCGUCGCACCCCUCACCUCCACACACCCUCUCCGAUCUUCCAUAUAUCGCACCCUCCACCCGCGAUGGCGAUGAUCUGGCUGUCCCUCGCAGCGGUCCUGGUGGCUCUCCUCCCCUCCACACCCAUCGCUCUCGAGUGCAAUGCGCCCAACGCGGGAGCACUGUCAUCCAUCCCCCACUGCGUGCCGCUCUCUGACGAAGCCAUCUUUUACUGGCGCUUCGACGACAGCCGAGGAAAGAUCCAGCUCGGAGGACACUUUAAGGCGGCCGGAUGGGUCGGAUUGGGCCUGUCAGCAAACGGCGGUAAGUGCGCAAUGCAGAUCUCACGGUUGCCGCAUCGUCACGCACUGGCGUACUUGUUGAUCUGCCCGGCGUGCAGGCAUGAAGGGUGCUGACAUCAUUGUGGUCCGCGAAGGCAGCAACGGCACAUAUGUGGUGGAGGACAUGUUCUCCACCGACUACGCGAUGCCCACGCUCGACGCACAGCAGAAUGUGGAGCUGAUCUUCGCCAACCGCACUGGACAGGAGACCGUGUUUCUGGUUGAGCGGGAUAUAGAGCCGUGCGACAUAUGGGAAGACUUUGACAUCAGCAAGGGAGAAAUGAAGGUAGGUAUGUCGUGGCCUUAAUGGAUGGAUGGACGGCUGGAUGGGUGCAGUGUAGCCACAGCAGCUGCGUGUGUUGCCCGUGUGUGUGUGUAUGUGCGUGUGUGUGCAGGUGAUCGCCGCGUGGCAAGCUGAAGAGAUCCACGAGCUGAUGUAUCACGGGCCGGCCAAGAGGGUCACCAAGGCACUCAUUCUCAGAGACCACGACCAGAUCAGCCCCAUCGAGCAGACACCGGGCAUCCAGACCGUCGACAUUCAGAUGCCUAACGUAAAUAACACACUCAUCCACUCAUCCAUCCACUCGCCGAGCCGAUCCACAGACAUGCACCCAUCGCAUCGUUUUUUCUUGUUUGUAUGUUUUGGUGUGGUGUGGUGUGGUGUGCAGGUGACCAUCCCGUCCAAGCACACGACGUACAUGUGUCUGCCCGUGGUUUUGCCCGACGACCGCAAAUACCAUAUGGUAGCCAACGACCCAUUGAUCUCUCCUCAAAGGGGCGGCGACCUCGUCCAUCACAUGAUCAUCUACCACUGCGACGCACCGGAAGAGCGUAUGCGCCAUACAGACAGACACCCACCCACCCCACACACACAGACAGAGGGAGGGAGGGAGGGAGGCAUGAUUGUUCAUGUGUGUGCAGCAUCGUCCUGGUUGAGUGGUCCCAAGCCGUGUGGCGAGAUGAAAUGCGGCUUCUGGGCUGGCUGGGCGGUCGGUGGCGGCAGGUGGGUCGCACCAGAGCAGGCGGGCAUGCCCAUGGGCAAGGGCCAAGGGUCGGCACGAUACGUCAUGCUCGAGGUGAGACACACACACACACACACACACGGAGGCCCGGAAGGCGCCCUAGACGCCCUGCAUAUCAUUUUGUGUGACACGCAGGUGCAUUAUGACAACCGUGAGUUCCUGGAGAACAUCACCGACAGCAGCGGCUUCAGGCUCUUCUAUACGGAUGACCUACGGACACACGACGCCGCCGUGCUCACACUGGGCCGGCCACUGGAGUCGCUCAAGAUCCCACCUGGCGAGAGCUCAUUCCUCCUCUCCAAUGAGUGCCCGGGGUGAGCUGCUGCACGACACGAGCCACAAAUGCAGGUGUCAUGUCGGUGGCUUGGAUAUCUGUGUGCUUAUCAAAACAUACAGUGAGUGCACUUACAAGAAGCUGCCGGCUGGCGGGCUGACGGUGUUCGGUGUGGCCCUCCAUGCACACGAGUACGGCACCUCCAUCAUCACGCGACACAUCAGAGGUGCGGGGCGUGGCGUGAGCGAGAGGGCGGGGCGACAGACAGACACCAACACGGAUACCUACCGAGCACAGAUGAGAUGUGUGUGUGUGUGGUGUGCAGAUGGGAAGGAGCUGGCUCCCCUGGGCCACCAGCCCUACUACGAUUUCAACCAUCAGCAAAUGGACUACGUCGACUCACGAAAGAUCCUGCCGGGCGACAGAUUCAUCACCGAGUGAGCUACCCACCACCACCAGGCGCCCCCACUGGUCAUUUCCUCUUCCGUGUGCCGUCUGUCUGUCUGCCUGUCUGUCUGUCUGUUCAGGUGCGUCUUCAACUCAGAGAGGGCGGAUAAGCCCAUCCUCGGAGGUGAGUCCACCACUGAAGAGAUGUGCUUCGCCUUCACCUUGUAAGUAUGCGAACACACACACACGCCCACACGCGCACACACGAGCACGAUACACUGACGCAGAAGUGUCCCCCUGUGCUGUGUGCAGCUAUUACCCGAUGAUUAAGGGGUGGAGUUGCCUUGACUUCGUCGAGCAGCCAGGCUUCGACGACAUCAAGAAUGUCUCAGCGGACACCUCCUUCGCCCUGUGCAGCGGCGAGUCGCUCGCAGUCGACAGACGACAAAGGCGGAGGAGGAGGAUGCAAGUCGAGAACAACACUGACACCGACAGCAACAACAGCACAGAAAAGGCCAAUGAUGACGCUGAGGAAGACGACGACAAGGACAUCUCUCCCGAGGAGUUCAAGCGCCGCUUUGUGGGCUACAACAGGACAGAGCUCGACACCUAUAUCCGCUUGGAGGAGCCGAAGGCUGACCGGCUCAGCCUGGAGAGAUGUGGGGGCAAGAAGGAGGAGGGAAAGAUGCCAGUGGUCAAAAGCCAGGCCACCGGCAAUGAUGACAGUGGCGUCGGUGUGGUGGAGGUGAUGGGCGCUUCCGAUGCCACUGGGGCUGCCGCAAAACUGGCGUGUCCGGGGAUGCCGAUGCUCGUGGGGGUCGCCAUGAGUGUGCUGCUGAUGAUGUAGAGAUGGCGCAGAAUGAAGGUUUUUUCGUUUCAGACACGUGUGUGUCGACGUGAGGUCUGCAACAAGGCGG